AAUGCACGCAGUUGCGACACAGCUCUCGUCGAUCGAGAAACAACUCUGCGGAAAACUCUUUCUUUUGGAAUUUUUUUCCACACUUUGGCGCUAGCGGCAGAUAUUGAAAGGAUAAAUAUAACAUUAUAAGUUUUAAUCUGAUAUACAUUUAAGUUUAAUAAGUCGACGUAAAGCGUUUUGUAAUUUAGUGCAAACGAUUUGAAUUUUCGAUUGGUCGUUUUUCAAAUUUACAUACAAUCGGUGCGUGUAUGCACGUAAAUAAAAUAAGCGUAUUAGAUAAUUUAUUAUAUGAUACGCGCGACGCGCGCGUAAUUCCGUGCGAAGAUUACAAUUCGAAAUCAACUCUCAAAAACAGUUCUGAGAAACGAUUUGCACAGUCACACGUAACUUUUUUUCCGACCAACAGGAUUAAUCUCGGGUCAAUCGGUUAUCAAACGGUGACGUCUUUUUUUUUUUUAAAUGCAUGCAGAUUUUACAUGUCAAGUGCAUGAACGAAGAUUCCCUCAGUGUAACUCGAAACGUUCGUUGGUGAUCCUCCGGCUAAAAAGUUCUCGUUCCGAUCGUCAAAAUCAAUUAUAAUAAUCCCGAUCUGGUCUUUGCGCAUCAUCACAGUUAAUUUCUAUCCGCUACUAUUCACGUUUCAAUCCGAUCUUGAGAGUAUCUCAAUCAUAUUCGUCAAAGUACUUCCAUAACUAAAAUGUCUGCAAACAAAAUUGUUCACCAACCAUAUGUAUUUUUGUUUCAGGUGUGAUUUUAUCAUCGAUAUAAUCUUCAAAGAAAGAUUAUUUUUCCACGAUUGUUCUCUUACCGCAGAAACCGCAGACGCCAAACGGCAAAGAUCAAGAACAAAAAUGUCGGAGAUAAUGGAGAAAAAGGAUAUACUGAGCAGAAGACCUACUCUUGUGAGACGAGUGUCCGAUAUGUUUAAAGACGGGAACUACAGCGGCCCACCGAUGCUGUUUCGACACGCGUCGAUGCAGAAAAUUCGUCACUGUUGCCAGAAUCUUAAUCUUCUGCCGUAUCUCCUUUAUUCCUUCGACUACAGCAAGUCGCAUCCGAUAGCGCGCAAGGUGCACCUCUGCCUCAACGGUUUUCUUCAACAGAUCUUCAUCAUCAGUUUUUUCACGUAUCAGAAUCUGCAUCGGUUGACGCUACGUAGGAUUUGCGUCAAGGAGCCGAUCAACGUGCAAGAGACGAUCGUCGAAACGAGUAACGAUCUUGAGAAACCCUGUACGAAAUUCAGCAGCAAGUUCGAGAAGCCGAAACGCAAGCAACAUCAUCCUCUCUACCUGGUCGUCGCCACGUACCUCGUGCCAUUGCUAUUGGUCUUCCAAGUGACGGCUCUGUGCAAAAUGACCAUCUACUGCAAGCACACACCGGGCUUCAUCUUCCUGGUCACCGCGCUGCUGUUCCUCGGCGGUAUCGCUCUCAAGAUAGUGUUACACGAGACCGCGAAACGCGAGAAAGAACAAUGCGAGAAAAAGAAAGUGCGUUAAAUCCCACCGUUUUACCUAACAGACACAAUCGAGAAACUGAGAGAAUUCAUCACGAUUUCUCAUCUGCCAGACGUUUGCAUGGUAUUACGCACCAUUUCCCCCCUCCCUCCCCUCUCACAAGUGUGCAAUAUACAAACGUUCGCGUUUUGAUAAAAUCUCAACGUAGCUCGCAGUUUCUUCCAAUUUUUUAUACAUAUAAAAUAGAUUUUUAAGUUCCUUUUUAUUACGUCUUUUUGCUAUCGUCAAUUUUAUAUACGUAAUAUUCGUUUCGUAUUUUGAUUUUAUAACGUCAUUAAAAUUGUUAAGCGGGGAUAUCAGGGAAGAUUAUAUUUGAUAUUAGGCUUUAAGUACAACAAGAACGUCUGAGCGGAAACGCGUAACGUCUUAUAUACAAAUGUUCUCAAAAGCGUAAUCUCGGAGGAUCGCGCUCCUCUCUCGGCUUUGCGAAAUAAGCGUUACAAGAUAUCUUUGUCCUUUGCAGCAUAAGACUGAGAAUUGUUUCUAACAUUUUAAUGUUUGUAAAUAAAAUAAGCGACAAUGAAGCGUCAAAUCACAGAAUUGAGGCUUGGCCGAAAGUUGCGUUUCUUUGCUGGCAGAAUCACUUUUUUUAUUUUGAUAAAAAAGGACGCACAAAAUCUACAUACAGCACCUUACGCGCCAUGAGAAUAUCCUUUGAUUAUCUAUUGAAAUAUAUUCUAAAAAAUAUAUUUCAGAAUAUAUUUUCAAAAAAUAUUCAAAGAAUUGUUUUACCGGUCUUUUGUGCUGUAUGAGAUAAGUACGUCCCCCCCAUUCAAGGUCAAGUCCGAUCUGUGAUGCGGUGUGUGGGUGACGAAGUAACACUCACGAGCGUUUGCGAUACGACUUAAUUACACGAUAAGAGUUAUUAUUAUAUGUAGAUGAGAUUUUUCUUAAAAUACACGCCUUUAAUUUGGGGCAAUAGGUA
This is a messenger RNA of Pseudomyrmex gracilis, 2439 nucleotides long. RefSeq lists its product as uncharacterized. The transcript is spliced from 2 exons. Bases 729 to 1496 code for a protein of 255 amino acids. NCBI's taxonomy places the organism in Eukaryota, Metazoa, Arthropoda, Insecta, Hymenoptera, Formicidae. The record is from RefSeq and is a predicted model, not a curated record.